AUACGUUGUUCUCAUCAAAACUCAAAAUGGGAUUCUCCAUUGGCUUAACAACAUUAGUUGCUUGUUUCAUCACAUUUGCUAUAUUUCACUCAUCUCAAGCUCAAAAUUCUCCUCAAGAUUAUCUUAACCCUCACAAUGCAGCUCGUAGACAAGUUGGUGUCGGCCCUAUGACAUGGGACAAUAGGCUAGCGGCCUAUGCCCAAAAUUAUGCCAAUCAGAGAAUUGGUGAUUGUGGGAUGAUCCACUCUCAUGGCCCUUACGGCGAAAACCUAGCCGCCGCCUUCCCUCAGCUCAAUGCGGAUCGUGCUGUGAAGAUGUGGGUCGAUGAGAAGCAAUGGUACGAUUAUAAUUCAAAUACUUGUGUACCAGGAAAAGUAUGUGGACACUAUACUCAGGUGGUCUGGCGUAACUCAGUACGUCUUGGUUGUGCUAGGGUUCGAUGCAACAACGGGUGGUAUUUUAUAACGUGCAAUUAUGAUCCACCAGGUAAUUACAGGGGACAACGUCCGUAUGGUGAUCUUGAAGAGCAACCGGCCUUCGAUUCAAAGUUGGAACUUCCCACAGAUGUCUAAUGAGUUUACAUGAUCAAAUUAUGAAUGAAUAAAGCUUCUUUAAUUAUUAAGGAAAAUAAAAUCCAGUGCUAUGCUAUGCAUGUAAUGUUUGCUAUGCUAUGCAGGUGAUGUUAUCUUACGUAGUUGGAUAAUAAUCUAAUGGUUGUUGUUGUAUUCUAAAUUGUGAACAAUAUGGACCGUUUGGACCCUUGUAUCUUCAUGUUGGUUGAUGGAAUCAGUUUAUAUAUCAGUGUUUCAUUUGUUGGUUUAAA
Lycium ferocissimum is the source of this 823-nucleotide messenger RNA. Its product is annotated as basic form of pathogenesis-related protein 1. Lineage: Eukaryota; Viridiplantae; Streptophyta; Magnoliopsida; Solanales; Solanaceae. The record is from RefSeq and is a predicted model, not a curated record. The transcript has a single exon. Bases 27 to 572 code for a protein of 181 amino acids. Gene Ontology annotation, cellular component: extracellular region.